Messenger RNA from Sinocyclocheilus grahami, 2299 nucleotides. RefSeq names its product protein NLRC3-like. The transcript is spliced from 5 exons. Bases 27 to 2111 code for a protein of 694 amino acids. The record is from RefSeq and is a predicted model, not a curated record. Lineage: Eukaryota; Metazoa; Chordata; Actinopteri; Cypriniformes; Cyprinidae. Gene Ontology annotation, molecular function: protein binding.
CUGAGACUUCAUCAGUGGCUGUGUUGAUGUCAAACCUCAUGAAAGGAGAGCUGCUUCCCUCUGCUCUCAUCUGGAUCACCUCCAGACCAGCAGCAGCCAAUCAGAUUCCCUCCAAAUACAUCCACCGUCUGACAGAAAUUCAGGGGUUCACUGAGCCUCAGAAGGAGGAAUAUUUCCGGAAGAGAAUCAGUGAGCAGCAUCAAGCCAGCAGAAUCAUCUCACACAUCAGAAGAGCAAGAAGCCUCCACAUCAUGUGCCACAUCCCCGUCUUCUGCUGGAUCUCAUCCACUGUGCUUCAGAAGCUCCUGGAAGAAGAUCUGAGUGCAGAAAUGCCUCAAACUCUGACUGAAAUGUACAUCCACUUCCUGCUGAUUCAGAUCAACAUGAGGAACCAGAAGUCUGAAGAGAGAGAUCCAGAGAAACUCCUGCAGUCCAACAGAGAAGGGAUUGUGAAACUUGCUGAAGUGGCUUUCAAACAGCUGAUGAAGGGAAAUGUGAUGUUCUAUGAGGAGGACCUGAUUGAGAGCGGCAUAGACGUCACUGAUGCCUCAGUGUAUUCUGGGAUUUGCACUGAGAUCUUUAAGCAGGAAUCUGUGAUUCAUCAGAGGAAAGUCUACAGCUUCAUUCAUCUGAGCAUUCAGGAGUUUCUUGCUGCUUUCUAUGUUUUUUACUUUCAUGUGAAUAAAACUAUGGAGGAAUUUAAGAAUUUAGCUUCAGUACAAUAUUUGCUUAAAGGUGUAGUAGAUGAAUCACUUCAGAGCAGAGAUGGCCAUCUGGAUCUGUUCCUGCGGUUCCUGCUGGGCGUCUCACUGGAGUCCAAUCAGAGACUCUUACAGGAUCUACUGACACACACAGAGAACAGCUCAGAGAGCAUCAGGAGAACCACACAGUACAUUAAAGAGAAGAUCAGAGAUGGACAUGGACUCUCCACUGAAAGAUCCAUCAAUCUGUUCCUCUGUCUGCUGGAAGUGAAAGAUCAGACUCUGUUCAGAGAGAUUCAAGAGUUUGUGAAAUCAGACAAACACUCAGAGAAGAAACUCUCUCCUGCUCACUGCUCAUCAAUCGCCUACAUGCUUCAGAUGUCAGAGGAGCCGCUGGAUGAGAUGGACCCAAAGAAAUACAACACAUCAGAUAAGGGGAGAAGAAGACUGAUACCAGCUGUGCUCAACUGCAGAAAAGCUCUUCUUACUGGCUGUAAUCUGACUGGUCAGUCAUUUGAAGUUGUGUUAGCAGCUCUACAAGCCCCAAACUCUUUCCUGAGAGAGCUGGAUCUGAGUAACAAUGACCUGCAGGAUUCAGGAGUGAAGCUGCUCUCUGAUGCACUGAAGAAUCCAAACUGUCAGCUGCAGAUACUGAGGUUAUCAGGCUGUAUGGUGUCAGAGGAAGGCUGUGGUUAUUUGUCUUCAGCUCUGAGUUCAAACCCCUCACAUCUGAGAGAGCUGGAUCUGAGCUACAAUCACCCAGGACCAUCAGGAGUCCAGCUGCUCAAACACAAACUGGAGGAUCCCAACUAUAAACUGCAGAUACUCAAUUUGGACCAUGGAAACCAUUUUAGACUUACACCAGGACUGAGAAAAUAUGCCUGUGAUCUCACACUGGAUCCAAACACAGCAAACACUAAACUCAUCCUGUCUGAAGGAAACAAAAAGGCAACGCGUGUUAAAGACAAGCAGUCAUAUCCGGAUCAUCCAGAGAGAUUUGAUUCCCAUGAGCAGGUUCUGUGUGGAGAGAGUAUGACUGGACGCUGUUACUGGGAGGCUGAAUGGAGUGGAAUGGAGGUUGUUAUAUCAGUGACGUAUAAGGGAAUCAACAGGAAAGGAGAGAGUGACUGUUGGUUUGGAUACAAUGACAAAUCCUGGAGUCUCUUCUACUCUAAAAACAGAACCAAUGUCUGUCACAAUAAUGAAAGCGAUACCAUAUCAGCCCCUUCGUCAUCCUCUAAUAGAGUAGGAGUGUAUCUGGACUGGCCGGCCGGCACUCUGUCCUUCUACAGCGUCUCUGACACACACACACUAACACAUUUACACACAUACAACACCACAUUCACUGAACCCCUCUAUGCUGGAUUUGGGGUUUAUGGCUCAUCUGUGUCUCUGUGUCUUUAUAACUGAAUUUAACACGGCAAAUUCUGAGCAGCUGUGUGUUGCUAAAGAGUGCUGCAUUUUGCUCAAACCCUGAUCAAACUGUGCAUUUCCUUCUGCACUGGCACUAAACUCUGGAGGACAGUAAACUUUGGUGACCAGGGGCCCGUUCUUCGUACGUCACUAACUCAGUUAGCUGGAUUUGAUUGUUGAUGAUU